This is a messenger RNA of Pyricularia oryzae 70-15, 588 nucleotides long. RefSeq lists its product as uncharacterized. The transcript has 4 exons. The coding region runs from base 1 to 588 and encodes 195 amino acids. Lineage: Eukaryota; Fungi; Ascomycota; Sordariomycetes; Magnaporthales; Pyriculariaceae. The record is from RefSeq and is a predicted model, not a curated record.
AUGAUCCAGGUCCGCGAGGUGGCCAUGAUGUCCGAUCUCCAAGCCAAACUCAAGAAGGCAUUUGACCGCCUGAAAGGAGAUCAGGCAGCAAAUCCCGACUGGCGUUCAGGCUCAGACAGCAACGCGCUCGACCUGGUUCACCUCUCCAUGUAUCUGCUCCGUCUAUGGACGAACCAGGGUUCUCGAAGAAGAGCUGUACCAGUGGCUCUCAGCAACAUGGGUUUCCAAGAAGACGGUAGUCUGAAGUUUACCAGUUAUAUGAACAACCUCCACCCAACCAGGUAUCCUGAAAUUUACAGGGUAAUCGAGACGCUUGCAACCACAGCCUUGCCGCUGUGGGACCAGUGUUUGGCGGUCAAUGUCUCUUAUAAAAGAAGACUGGGCCCAGAAGAUUGUACAGGCGGCGGCCGUUUGAAGGGGUUGAGUAUGCCGGUGACCCAGAAGGAGUCCAACAAGCCCUAUCACAGGCCAGCAUUCUAUCAAGAUAGCGAAGAGGACGGACAGGAGGAAGAGGACAGGCUGCUUGACGCUUGGGAAGCCAUCCGCAGCCCCAUCUUGCCAGAUCCAGAGUUCAUUGCCGUGGACUAG